ACCCUAGUGUCAACUUUUCGUAAUAUUUUCGGAUUUCAAGACCCUAAAUUUUCCAACAAAACAAAAAACCCUCUUUUUUCUCUCUCCUCUCUAACCAACUUAACCAAAUCUCCCACGAAAAACACUCUCUCACUUUCAAUAUCUCAAAAGCUUCGGAUCAUAUUAUUUUUUUUUAAUUUUAUUUUAAGGAAAUUCUUUAUUUGAAUGUAAUCUGUAAUAUAUCUGCAAGAAAUAAGGUGAUGUUUUAUUGUUGAUGCAUUGGAUGAAGAAAUAAUGGGGAAAGGUAGACCUAGGGCAGUUGAAAGAGGAGGGGGAUUGUUAGGGCAAAUUUCAGCAACAAAUGGGUCAAUGAAUAUAGCCCCCGCACCUGUUUAUUAUCCUACCGAGGAAGAGUUUAAGGACCCUUUGGAAUUUAUAUACAAGAUUAGGCCUGAGGCUGAAUCUUUUGGGAUUUGUAAGAUUGUUCCGCCGGAGGGGUGGAAACCCCCUUUUGCAUUGGAUGUGGAUUCGUUUUCGUUCCAGACAAAGACCCAGGCCAUUCAUCAAUUGCAAGCGAGGCCAGCCUCAUGCGAUUCCAAGACUUUUGAGUUGGAGUACAAUAGAUUUCUUGAGACCCAUUGUGGCGGCCGGAAGCCUAGGAGGAAGGUUGUUUUUGAAGGGGAGGAGUUAGAUUUGUGUAAGUUGUUUAAUGCGGCGAAGAGGUUUGGUGGGUAUGAUAAAGUUGCUAAGGAUAAGAAGUGGGGAGAGGUUUUUAGGUUUGUGAGGCCUAAGAGCAAGAUCUCUGAGUGUGCCAAGCAUGUUUUGGGUCAGUUGUACCUGGAACAUUUGUAUGAUUAUGAGGAAUAUUAUAAUGAGUUGAAUAAGGGGAUACCAAAGGAUUGUAAGCGAGAGAUGCAUAUUAAUGAUAGGAAAAGGGAUCAGGGGUCAGAUCCAGAUAGCUUAAAGAAACGGCGGAAGAAUGGUAGUGGGGACACUGUAAAAGUCUCCAAACCGAGGAAGGAAGAGGAGCGCGAUCAGAUAUGUGAACAAUGUAAAAGCGGUUUGCACGGGGAGGUUAUGCUUCUAUGUGACAGAUGUAACAAGGGGUGGCACAUUUAUUGCUUAUCACCUCCUUUGGAAGCAAUCCCACCAGGCAAUUGGUAUUGUCUUGAAUGCCUUAACUCUGACAAAGAUAGUUUUGGUUUUGUUCCUGGAAAAUGCUUAUCACUUGAAGCUUUUAGAAAGGUAGCUGAUCGCACCAAGAAAAAAUGGUUUGGAUCUGCGUCAUGCUCGCGUAUGCAAUUAGAAAAAAAGUUUUGGGAAAUUGUAGGUGGAUCAUUAGGCGAGGUUGAAGUCAUGUACGGUAGCGAUUUGGAUACAUCUAUUUAUGGAAGUGGGUUUCCCCGCUCAAACGACAAAAGACCGGAAUCAAUUGAUGCUGAAGUCUGGAAUAAGUACUGUAAUAGUCCUUGGAAUCUGAAUAACUUACCAAAGUUGAAGGGCUCAAUGCUUCGGGCAGUUCAUCACAGUAUUGCUGGCGUGAUGGUACCCUGGCUAUAUAUUGGCAUGCUCUUUUCUGCAUUCUGCUGGCAUUUUGAAGACCACUGCUUCUAUUCAAUGAAUUAUCAUCACUGGGGAGAGCCUAAAUGCUGGUACAGUGUUCCGGGUAGUGAAGCCUCUGCAUUUGAGAAGGUUAUGCGCAGCUGCCUGCCUGAUCUCUUCGACGCGCAACCAGAUUUGCUCUUCCAGCUUGUCACAAUGUUGAACCCCUCUGUUUUAGAAGAAAAUGGUGUUCCUGUAUAUAGUGUUCUGCAGGAGCCAGGCAACUUUGUGAUUACAUUUCCUAGAUCUUAUCAUGGAGGUUUCAAUCUUGGAUUGAACUGUGCCGAGGCUGUUAAUUUUGCUCCUGCUGAUUGGUUACCUCAUGGAGGGUUUGGAUCCGAGCUCUAUCAGCUGUAUCAUAAGCCUGCUGUACUUUCUCAUGAGGAGCUUCUUUGUGUGGCUGUUAAGAUUGGUUGUGACGCCAAAGUAGCACCUUACAUGAAUAAGGAGUUGGUGAGAGUAUUUUCUAAAGAGAAGAUUUGGAGGGAGCAGCUUUGGAAGAAGGGCCUUGUCAAAACAUCUAUUAUGUCACCCAGGAAGCAUCCUGAUUAUGUUGGCACUGAGGAGGAUCCUACUUGCAUAAUCUGCCAGCAGUAUUUGUAUCUUUCAGCUGUUGUUUGUCGCUGCAGGCCAUCUACAUUUGUGUGUUUGGAGCAUUGGGAACGCCUUUGCGAAUGUAAUCCAAGGAAACGGCGGCUCCUUUACCGUCACUCACUUGCAGAAAUGAAUGAGUUAUUAGUAAUAACAGAGAAGGUUAUUUCUGGUUCAGAUGACAGUCCACAAUGCAAAGAUUUACCACGGCAGAACAUAUGCUAUACCGACUCACGCAAUUUGACGAAAAAGGUGAAAGGUAAACAAAUAUCUCUUGCUCAACUUGCUGAAGAGUGGUUGUUGAGCUCAUGUAAGAUAUUUCAGCUCCCCUUUUCCUCAAGUGCUUAUGCCAGCGCAUUGAAGGAAGCCCAACAAUUUAUUUGGGCGGGUCCUGAAAUGGAUUCGGUGCGGGAUGUGGUGAAAAAUUUGGUUCAAGCUAAAGAGUGGGCAGAGAGCAUAAGAAAGUCUCUCUCAGCUGUUGAAAGCUGGUCUAAGAAUACUUCUAGUGAUAUGGAUAAGGAUAAGGUGCACCUUGAGCAUAUCAACAACUUGUUGAAACAUGAUUCCGUUCCUUGUAAUGAGCCUGGGCAUCUGAAACUGAAGGAGUAUGCUGUAUCAGCUAGGGUGUUGAUUCAAGAAAUUAAUGAUGCUCUUUCACAGUUCACAGUUUCUAUGGCUGAGUUGGAGAACCUUCUCAAUCAAACUUCCAGCUUCCCUAUCUACAUGAAAGAAAGUGAAAAGUUGGCCAAAAAAAUUUCAUCUCUGAAGGUGUGGCUUGGUAAUGUCAAAAAGUGUGUUCUAGAGACAAGUCCGGCUGCGAUUGAUAUUGAUUUCCUUCGCCAUUUGAAAGUGGAGAUGUCAGAGCUACGAUUGUACAUACCAGAAAACGAAAAGCUUUUGGAGUUGUUUGGGCAGGCUGAACUUUGCCAGGCCCAGUGCAAUGAGAUGCUGAAAGGUUCCAUAACCCUGGAGAAACUUGAGUUGCUUAUGCGAGAGUUUGGGACUUUUGUAGUCAACAUUCCAGAGUUAGAGCUACUAAAACAAUAUCACGGGGAUUCUGUUUCAUGGGUUUCUCGUUUUAAAAAUAUACUGUUAAACAGUAAUGAACGGGAAGAUCAAGAAAAUGUCGUGGAAGAAUUAAAAUGCAUUCAGACAGAUGGAUCAGAUUUGAAAGUUCAAGUUGAUGAGUUGGCUCUUGUUGAGGCUGAACUGAGCAAGGCGUGCUGCAGAGAAAAAGCACUGAAGGUCCGCAGAACUAAAGUGAUGAUAGAUUUUGUUCAACAAGUACUGUCUGAGGCUGAAAUAUUACAGAUUGAAAGGGAGGAACUGUUUGUUUCUCUGUGUAAUAUGCUUGCAGCUGCUUUUUCCUGGGAAGAAAGAGCAACAUAUAUUUUGGCAGUUGAGUCGAAGCUGGAGGACUUUAAGGAUGCUAUAAGGACCUCUGAGGAUAUAUUUGUGAUCCUACCUUCCCUGUCUGCUAUUAAGGAUGCUGUUUCUGCAGCUGAUUCCUGGUUAGAAAGUUCAAGGCCUUUUUUACAGUCAUCUGUACUGACUGCAUCUGUUUCAAACACUGUACUAGCGUUUGAGGACUUGAAGGAGCUAGAUUGUCGGUCAAAGGAUCUGAAAGUAAAAUUAGAUGAAAUAGUGUUGAUUGAAACAGUUUUGAAGAAGUGUGAGGAAUGGAGAUGUUGUGCUUGCUCUUGUUUGAAGGAUGUUGAGGAAAUGUUAAAUAGGAAGGAUAUUUUUAACAGACUCCAUAGUGAUGACUUUUUGGACAUUGAGCAACUAAAAACAAAGGUGGAAAGUCUUGCAAAUGUUGGCCAGUCUCUGGGGUUUGACUUUCCUGAAAUUUCCUUAUUAUGGAAUGCUGCUUCAACAUUGAAAUGGUGCUUGAAGGUCCUCAUGUAUCGCUUUGUACCUUCUUCAUUUGAGGAUGUUGACAGCUUGAUUAAAGAGAUGAAAGACCUUCCAACUGGAUAUGCUGCUGCUUUUGUCUUCACCGCGUUGAUUGAUGCAGUUUCUUGGCUCAAGAGGGCCUCUGAAGUCCUAUCAGUUUCAAGCAGUGGAAGAAUAAGAAGAUUUUACUUGAUUGAUGCCGAAGAUAUCCUAAUGAAAUCACAGGAUAUGCUGGUCUCGUUUCCAACAAUGAUUGUCCAACUUGAGCAUGCAAUUAAAAAGCACAAGUUGUGGCAAGAAGAAGUUCGAGCGUUUUUCAGCGAUGAUUCCAAUGAGCGGUGUUGGUCUUCGUUAUUGGAACUUAAGGAACUUGGAAGGGAUGCUUUUAACUGUCCAGAGCUCGACAUGAUAAUGUCUGAGUUUAACACUAUAGAGAAUUGGAGGCAACGAGGAGAGGAGGUGGUUGGGUGUUCAGCAUCUGGGGAUGUGGCAACAUUGUUAAGUUCCCUUUUAAAGAUCAAACAGUCAUUAUAUAGAUCUCUGUAUAUCUACGAGAAGUCAAGUUGCUGGAAAGUGAGAUACUUUUGCAUUGGAUGCUCCAGUAACUCUGAUGAUCAAGAGUUCAUUACUUGUUCAACAUGUAAGGAUUGCUACCAUCUUAGAUGCUUGAUACCGAAGUCAGUUGCUAGUGACAAGGAGAAAAAAUAUACCUGCCCGUAUUGUGUAUUACUCGACAGUGGUUCAAUAUGUAGGAGUAAAGACAGUCCUCUGAAAUAUAGAGGAAAGCGUCCGGAAUUGGAGAAGCUUGUUGAACUGUCUUCUGAUGCUAAAAAGUUUACUACGAGGCUUGAAGAAAAUGAUAUGUUGCAAGAGAUUCUUGAGCAAGCUCUUGCAUGCAGAGGCUGCUUGUCAGAAAUUGUCGAUUCUUCUUUAUCUUUCUUUGACGAGGAUAUAUCAUCCAUCUCUGGGAAACUGACGAUUGCUUUGAAGGCUCUAGAUGUGUCUGGGGUUGGUGAUUCACUUGCUAUCCAGAAGUUUGAUCAGGCACUUGCCCGAAAUUCAUGGAGAAUUAGAGCUUCUAGAUUGUUUGAGGGUUCACAGAAGCCUGUAAUGCAACAGCUUCAGCGCCAUUUGAAAGAGGGCUCUGCUAUAAAUGUUCCUUUAGAAGAUUACUUCAAGCAGAAACUUCUAGAGGUGAAGCAAGCUGGAAUGCAGUGGGCAGAUAUGGCCAAGAAGGUUGCUAGCGAUAGUGGGGAUUUGGAGCUGGAUAGAGUGUUUGAGCUCAUUUCCGAAGGCGAGAAUUUGCCCAUCCAUUUUGAGAAGGAGCUUAAGCUGUUGCGGGCAAGAAGUGUGCUUUACUGCAUUUGUCGGAAACCUUAUGAUUUGAGGCCAAUGAUCGCCUGCGAUGAAUGUGAUGAGUGGUAUCAUUUUGAUUGUGUCAGUUUGGAGUCUCCACCAGAUAUUUACAUCUGUCCAGCUUGUACACCUCUGAUACAAGGAAAAAUACCUGUUUCCCCAUCCGUUAAACGAGAGAGAUCUCAGAGCGCGAAAGACAGUGAGCCGCAGACCCCUUCUCCUCGGCACGUGGAGUCGAGAUGGAGGCUUAAGAAAGAGAAACCAUCGAAGAAGAGGAAGACAGUUGUAGGUGAUGGCGAUAAUAGGAAUAGUUUAGAGUGGUGUAGUGGAUUUGAUGAUGAUUUAUUGUGGAGAAAUAAGAAACCAUUCGGAAGAACGGUCAAGAAAAGGACCGAUUUAGGAAGCCUUUCCCCAUUCUUUUCUUUAAAGCAAUAGUUAUUUAGUUUAGUUUAGUUUCUUUCUAGUCUAUCAAAUGUAUUCUAUUCUAUUCAAUUCAUUCAUUUUCUUUUCCACCAUUGCCGAAAUGCAUGGUGGUUAAGUAAAGUAAUAAAAGAGAGAAGAGAAUUAGUUUCUCUUAUCUA
Molecule: messenger RNA, 6005 nt
Organism: Spinacia oleracea (spinach)
Lineage: Eukaryota; Viridiplantae; Streptophyta; Magnoliopsida; Caryophyllales; Amaranthaceae
Product: lysine-specific demethylase JMJ17
Exons: 34
Coding region: 274-5859 (1861 amino acids)
Biological process (GO): regulation of gene expression; chromatin remodeling
Cellular component (GO): chromatin; nucleus
Molecular function (GO): histone demethylase activity; DNA binding
Source: RefSeq, a predicted model, not a curated record